Messenger RNA from Brassica rapa (field mustard), 2216 nucleotides. Its product is annotated as actin. Lineage: Eukaryota; Viridiplantae; Streptophyta; Magnoliopsida; Brassicales; Brassicaceae. The record is from RefSeq and is a predicted model, not a curated record.
AAUUUGACAACACAAGUUCGUUUGGUUUGUUUUUUUUGGUAAAAUGUUAAGCUUACCAUUUUCUGAAGAAAUUACAAUGUUGUUGUUAAACAACUUAUUACAGAGAUAAAGAAACAGACAACAACCCAACUUAAACAACUUUCGUUUGUUUAUUACGUUACAAUCAUGAAUUCGUGAUAGUUAUUGCAACACUAUAGGGUAUCAUUUAUUUACAUCAUAACUUCUAUUCUCCAACAUUUAGAACAUGUUUUCUCACACAAAAAAUUAGAACAUGCCUAUGGAUAUAUCUAAUAGAUUAUUUAUUAGAACAUAUAUCCACAACUAUAAGUUUUAUCACUACUUAGAGUUUUUAUUUGGGUUACCCAUUUUGUUUAAUUUGUUUCUAUAACAUAUGUGAUAUGUACUUAUAUUAUGUUAACUUUGUCUUAAAUCAUUAAUCAAGAAUUAACUUUUAAAUAAAAUUAUGUAUUAUGUAAUAAGAAACAAAUUAGUAUUUAGGAAAUAAAUCAAAAUUUGUAUUUAGGAAAUAAAUCAAUUAUAAUAUCACAUUAUUCAUGGUUUUAGUUGUUUUGCAGGUUCCACAUGUUAAGUAAUUCAAAACAAUUAUAUAUGCAAUUAAUAUAGCAUAAAGUUAUUUUGGGUUAAAUGAUUAAUGUUUUCACUUUAAAAAAGGCUAAAAGUAGAAACUAGACACGUGUCUGCGUGUAGUAACAAAUAAUAUAGCCAAAAGAUGCACCUACGUACAUGUAUUCAUUCUUAUUACAAUUUUGUUAGAUUUCUUUUUUGUUGCAUUUAUUUGCAGGAAGGGGAUUUAUGCGUGUUGGACUCAAGCUUAUCAUUCCAUGCCACUAUAUAAACGCAACAAAACGGUACGAUUCUUGUCAAACGCGAUCUUGUUAGUGAGACAGAGAGAAGAACAAACGAGACUACACCCCGUCUAGAGAUGAAUAUAGCACUCUUGCAAGGCAUCAAAAACUAUUGGCGCCCUGCUGCUACCAGGACCAGCUUUGGCGCAGAUGACACUGACAUGGUGCCUAUCGUGUGCGACAACGGAACUGGAAUGGUCAAGGCGGGGUUAGCUCGAGACGAUGAACCAAGCGCUGUGUUCCCAAGCAUCGCUGGCCGUCCACGACACAUGGAGCAGAUUAACAAUUGGGAUGACAUGGAGAAGAUUUGGCACCAUACUUUCUACAACGAGCUACGUGUGGCUCCUGAAAAACACCCUGUGCUGCUCGGUGAAGCUCCUCUAACCCCAAAGGCCAAUCGAGAGAAGAUUACCCAAAUCAUGUUUGAGACCUUUGGUGUCCCUAAACUAUACGUUGCCAAUGAAGCCAUUCUUUCUCUCUAUGCCUCUGGUCGUACUACAGGUAUUGUGGUGGAUUCAGGAGAUGGUGUAAGCCACACAGUUCCCAUCUUCGAAGGUUACCCACUCCCACAGGCGAUCUCGCGUCUAGACCUAGCAGGCCGAGACAUAACCGACUACCUCACCAAGAUCAUGAUGGAACGUGGCUACACAUACACCACAACAGCCGAGCGUGAGGUUGUCAGAGACAUCAAAGAGAAACUAGGUUACAUAGCUCUCGACCACGACCAAGAAAUGAAGAAAGCAACUGCGAGCUCAGCCAUCGAUAGAACCUACGAGCUUCCAGAUGGUCAAGUGGUCACGAUAUGAGCCGAGAGAUUCAGGUGUGCUGAGGCUCUUUUUCAGCCCUCCUUGGUCGACAUGGAAACUUGCGGUAUUCAUGAGAUGACUUACAAUUCAAUCAUGAAGUGUGAUGUUGACAUAAGGAAGGAUUUGUUCGGAAACAUUGUAUUGAGCGGUGGCACAACGAUGUUCCCUGGGAUUGCUGAUAGGAUGAGCAAAGAGAUGGCUGCGGUUGCACCUGCUGGCAUGAAGCUUAAACAUGUGGUUGGUUUUGAAAGGAAGAACAUUAAUGUUUGGAUUGGAGGCGCCAUUUUGGCUUCUUUAGACAGUUUUCAACAGAUGUGGGUGACUAAGGCUGAGUAUGACGAAAAUGGACCGGGGAUUAUUCACAGAAAAUGCUUCUAAUAAUUAAGUUUAUUAGCCUUAAAUCAUCAUUUGUUCUGCUGAUAUAUAUAUGCUUUCCUCUUCUUAGUGUUAUGCCUGGUGAAAUAAAUCGUGUUGAGGGAAGCAAUAUAAUUGACUUCUUUGUUUGUAUUAAGUUAACUUUUUUAAGUAAUUUAUUUCUCUCCCA